AAACCUGAUAUAACGUUUGUUUACCUUCGUUUCCCGAGAUUGUUUUGAUAUUUUACGGACAGGAUGUGUAAUAUUCGUAGCAGUUUCUAAAUUAUUUUAAAUAUAUCGUCGGUAUCUAACAUGAAUACUCUAAAAACGGUAUCCGGUAUCUGCUCUAUACUGAAACUGGCACAACAUGCCGACACGUGCCUGAGCUUGGGCACGGCCUAUCCCAUAAUUCAACGGUGUAUCAGCAUCUACAAAAUUCUACAAAGCUCACAUUACGAUGCCCUUGGCAUAACUCCAAAUUCAACCCAGAACGAUAUCAAACAGGCAUACUACAAACUCUCGAAGCUGUACCAUCCAGACAGAAACGAAGGAAGCGAAAGUGCGGCAGAAAAAUUUCGAGCCAUUACCGAGGCCUAUGAAGUUUUGGGAAACUACCGCCUGAGGAAGUUAUACGACAAAGGAAUCUUACACACCGCGGGGCGACAGUAUAGUCAACCUUCAGCGGUAUCAAAAGAGCCGGAAGAGGACGACGCUCAAACACGGUUCUAUAAAAAACGAAUGACUCGAACGCACGUUCCGGAUGCAUCCGGGCGAACGCCGAUUUACGAUUUCGAUGAAUGGGCUCGGAAUCAUUACGGUAGUAAUUUCGAACGGAGACAGAAAGCGGAACAAAAAUUCCGAGAAAGACAGGAAAGAGAUAGCAUAAUCAACACGACUACUACUCAAGGGUACGUGGUAUAUGCUGUGGCGGGUCUUGCAAUGUUGUACUUUUUUAUAUUUAUGCAUGAAAGGUCCUACGAUCAACCGAAAGUGGUGGCCAAAGAGCCGCAGAAAAAGGACUAGUUAUCAAGUUUGUUGUUAGUAACUGUUAAGGUGUAUCCUAAAUUGAUGUAAAUAUAUAACACUGAACAAAUUGAAUCCGAUUCUAAA
Messenger RNA from Uranotaenia lowii, 918 nucleotides. Its product is annotated as dnaJ homolog subfamily C member 30, mitochondrial. Lineage: Eukaryota; Metazoa; Arthropoda; Insecta; Diptera; Culicidae. The transcript has a single exon. The record is from RefSeq and is a predicted model, not a curated record. The coding region runs from base 121 to 831 and encodes 236 amino acids.